GUACGAAAGAAAAAUGGCGGCCGAUUUCAAGUGAGUGAAUUGUUUUUUCACAACACGUGUUCUUGGUCAGUGCUGUUUUAUUUCUCGUCAGUUAUCUCUCUUUAUUGUGUCCUUCUACAGAACUGCACAGCCUUUGGAAUAUUACAGGCAGUUUUUGGUAAGAUCAAGUUGUAAAUUACAACUAAUUUAAAGUGACUUCGGGACUUCGGAAAGUACAAUUUUGUCAAACUUCAAUGUUCUGAUCUUUCAGAAACAGGAUGUUCGACCAGAUGGCCGUGCACUUUUGGAGUUCAGAAAAACGAUCCUAAAUGUUGGUAAGACGUACAGCAAUCAACGUUCCGUCUUUGAGCUAGGGAGGGUGAGAUAAGCUUACAUUUUGCUCGAAAAUUUGAGCAUCGUGCUUUUGAGCGCCAGCCUCAAAACAUCAGCAUUAUGCCUAAAAUUAUGUUCGAAAAGUACGUAGCAUUAUGCUCGACUGAUAUAUAUUUGAUGCCCUUUCUAUGCCUGCCGGAAAAAAACCCUCCAUAAACCAGAAACACAACGUUUCAUUGCAUCAACUGCAAAUUUACAAGAAAUAAACGACAAAUAAAUUAUGCUCAAAAACACUCAAAAUGUCUUAUUUCAAUGGAACUCUCUAUCGUUAGGAUGCACUCUCUGAUCAGUUUGCAGCCUGGGAAAAUGAUGCUAUGGGGCAACUAGGCCCUGAAAUUAGCAAUCAAGCCUUUGAAUAAGUUAAUUUCUAACUAAAAGCACUUGAAAUUUAAAUGUCUUAUUACUUUUGUGGCGAAAUAUUGAUUUUCUCUUUAUCAUUCAUCGCUUUAUGCUUAACAACAUGCCUGUUAUGCUGGCAUUAUGUUCAGUGCUCCAACUUUGGCAAAAUUUGCCGGUAUACUGUAUCUAACCCUAGAGCUGGGGGUGCUUCAUAUAGCAUUGACUCACAUGAGGCAUUUCCAUCUGGGAUGUAUCUUAAAAAAAACGUAUAUUCAAUGAGAGAGCAUACGAAAGGAGUUGUUACUGCAUGUAAGGGCGGCCAUGAUUACCAGCCUCUGGCAGUUUCCUAUACUAUAAGGUUGCCCCUUUCUCUCCACCCCUCAAAUAUGCGCUUAUCGUCAGACCAGGGCCUCUUGUUUGUCCAGAUUCUUUAACAUGGCAAGUUCCUUGGAUUUAUGUAAUCUAUGGGACAAACUAUCUUUCUUUUCACCUUUUAUUUAUUGUAAAGCUUGUGCUUUUUUCGUAUAAAUCUCAUCCUUUUCUUAUAAUAUGUGUUUUUCACAGGUUCAAUAUCGACAGCAGAGGGAUCAGCUUUGGUGAAGCUUGGAAAUACAACAGUUGUUUGUGGAGUAAAGGCAGUUAGUCAUCAACAUAGUGAUUUAUAAAACUUGUGUACUAAGGUUAAUCAGUUUUGUUCGGGUAGGAAUCAGGUCUGAUCUGCUGACAUGGUGCUGAAGUGAGUUUCACAGUCAUGUGCAGAACUCACAAAUCUGUCUUUUGUUGGGACAGUCAUCAAUAUUGCGACGUCUAUGUGGUGCAUGUACAUGUAUUGAGGAAGUUACAGUCACUUCUGAAUAGACAUGCAUGGUAUUGGCCAUGCAGAAGAAGACAGCAAUGUUCAACCACAAUAUAAAAUGUGGUCUGACUCUGCAUGAUUGUCAAAAUUGUGGUGGUACAGAUUUGCAGUCCUAUCAAAAUGUUGUACUCCUCAUUGUACUUAAAUCUCUUAAAACAAUGAAACUUGGUUAAUUAUACCAUUUUGAUGUCAUUGCCAGGAAUUUGCUGUGCCAAGUCAGGAGAACCCUAAACUUGGAUUUAUAGGUCAGUUAAAGUUAAGGUAAUAAAUUAUGAUAGUCAACUAACUAAUUUAAAAUGAAUGGUAUCUAAUUUAUUAUAAUUGAAUUGAAUAUAGUUACUGUACUAAUCAUUAUUUUUGAAUUUGGUUAAAUUGAUCACACAGGACAUUGAAAAGGUGUGCAAACUGUAAAGUAGAAUUUUUUUAUUGUUAGUUAUUAUUGCCGAGGACAAGAGGAGCCUGCAAUCUUGGUCCAGGUUGUUAUUACGCAUGCAUUGCAUGUAUGUAGUCAGCAUUCGUUUGGACUUCCACUAAGAAAGAAUGGAAUGCACAAAACCAACUUUGAUCAGGAGUGUUUCAAACUUCUGUCCCUCAUAAUCUGAUCACACGUGUUUCGACCAUCUAUCAAGUGAAAUGUAUGCAAAGCACAGCAUUGUUGCCCGCACUCCUUAACCUUUGGUUAUUACUAGUUAGUAACUUGAACCCUUCCCUUGCUGUCCCCACUUCUUUCCACCCCUCCCCCACUCCCACACACAUUUAUUUUUUUUGCUUGGUUCUGUCCUUGGUGAGUUGAAUUUUGGUUUCUGCUUAGCAUAUAAAUAAAAAUAUAUUAUACACCUGUUAAACUUACCCAGGCGGGGUGGGGGGGGAAGGUGCUUCCUAUAUCAGCCUAUAUGGCCACCCAAGAGGGGUAAAUUUUUUAGGUUUAGGAUAUGAAAAGGUGGGGAUUGCACUUUUUUAAGUAUAUGAAAGGGUAGGAAUCUGUCAUUUUGGUCAAUAAAAAGCCCAAAAUUGGCUUACAGAUGCAUUUUAUGGCUGUAAAAAAUUCUGGUUUGUAAUUUAACUGCGGUUAAGGGGACGCAAAGUUCUAAACUAGGAAUAUGAUUAGGGGCCCCAUUUGUCAAUAGAAGGUAUACGAAAGGGGUACCUUUUAACUCAAAAACUGUAUAUGAAAGGGUAAGGGGUUGGACCUCAGAGCAGAGCCUCCCCAUAUAACUCUUUGUUGAGUUCCCUUCCCCCUCCUCCCUCCCCUGGUAACUACUAUGUAUACUGAUGCAUUUUUUUAAAAUCAGUUCCCAAUGUAGAUCUGCCUCCUCUCUGUUCAUCACGAUUUCGUCCUGGACCUCCAAGUGAACAGGCACAAGUUCUCAGCCAGUUUGUUGCAGAUAUUAUUUCAAAGUAAGAAAAGUAGAAAUCUGUCUCCAUGAUCUAACAUUGUUCCAAACAUAUCGUGUCUUUAUUCGCCUUGCUAAUAGGCAAUUGAUUUUAAAUGCAGUUACAGGCAGAACAAAGGCAAAUUUGCCAGGGUAUUAUAAAUUCAUUUAAAACUUUCUUCCUAGAAUUUGGUGAGGUAGUCUUGAUGACAAGCUGCUAUAAGAGCCUGCAACAAAGGUUUUGGAAGAUUUUUGCAGUCUUUCUAAUUGCUACACUGCAGAGUGUUGACAGACAUGUGUAUGAAUUAUCUCUUGCAUAGCUGCUGUGUACAGUUCUCUGUUAAUCAAUUUGCUUUGCAUACUUUUCUUUUGGAUCACCAGCUGUGAGCCAAUCAGUCUUGAGGAUUUGUGUAUUGUACAAGGCAAGGUAAGGUCUUUGUAUAUUUUGGUAUUAUUGAGAUUAAGGAAAAUACAUUGUAACUGAAGCAAACUUUUACAUUUUAUGGUGCAGAUUAUCUAUAUUUACACACAGGAUUGUGUUCUUUAAAUUUGGUUGAAUUUUAUACUUAUGUAGCCUGCAAACAGCAGACGCAUUUCCGAUCGUCGCUUCUCUCUCUCCAAAAAAUUCCAGAGCGAGAGAAGCGAUGACCGGAAAUGCGUCUGCUGUUCGCAGGCCAAUACUUAUGAGGAAAAUCUUUUGUUCUACAGUGCUCAUUUCCAUUAGGAUUGCCAAGUAAAAUUUGACUUUUGAACCAGGCCUAGGUCUACCUGUAGACAAACUUGUCAAAAUGUACCAGGAAACGGCAUGGCCAAGUGAACACUUUGUCAUUUCUACUGAGCAAUUUUUUUACUCUGCAUUCAUGUACUUCAUACAUUCAGGUUCAUAAUAAAUUAUAUACGAAGUCCACGGCUUAACUGUACAUGAGCAUUUUCAACAUUAAACGAGUCUUUAUUCCUGAGAUGUUGAUAACAUUUGUUUGCUUCUAUUUCUAGUUAUGUUGGGUCCUGUAUGUGGACAUAAUGUGCUUAAGUUAUGAUGGUAACAUCACAGAUGCAUGUCUAAUAGCAGCAGUUGCUGCUCUUCAAAACAGUGAGUAGCAAUAAUUAACUGUCCUUGUGGAUUGCUAUUUAUUUUAUUAUGUGUUGUUUUUAAAAUGAGCAGGAGUGUAUAAUUUAUCAGGUUUAAAAACCGUCGGCUUUGCCUCGAGUUAUAAAUACACAACUGCGAGUUUUUUGAACAGCUUCAAGAGGUUAAAGCUCUGAUAUAGAUCAACUCAUUCCUUUACUAACAUUUAGAUUUUGGGUUAUUUUGGUCUAAAAAAUUGUAUGUAAAGUUUAGUUGUGUCUUCAUAAGAUAUAGAGACACUCAUUAAACAGGGGCACCCAACGACAAUUUUCGGGAAAAUAUCUGUUCAGAAGACGAUUUGAGAUCUAGAAUUUUCGGAACAUUUGUUGUAAAAUUUCUUGCUUGCCUGCCUCUACUAGGAUUUUCGGACAUCUAAAAAAUGGUAUAAUUGCCUAUUUUUAACAGAUUUUUACCCAAAAAGGUCACCUAGAAUUUUCGGGAGUCUUUUUUCUGGCUAAAAUUUUCGAAAAGGUAAGUUUUGAUCCCUAUAAUUUUCGGAUCACUUGACUUUCAGCUAGGAAAUCCGAACAGAUGAAAAAUUUUGGGGGGAUAAAAAUAUGCCUAUAUCUACCGUUUAAAUACUAAAAUACGUUAAACAAUUCUAUGUUUAAGUGGUUUUGAACUAUAUUCUCGUUGGGUGCCCCUGAUUAAACAAUUAAAAUUUCUUUUGUUUUGUCUUUAAUACUAUUAAUAUAUUUUUUGAAUAUUAUAUUGUUAUAUACGACACAAAAAUAUUGUUCAGCAUCUGUUAACCUUAUUGAAGUUUUGAGUGAAUACAGGAAACAAACUCAGCCCUUUUGGAUUGACUUUCAUCGUUUAACACGUUGCAAAAUGUUGGAUGGAAUGCAGCCAAUUCUUCUCGAUAGUGUUCAUCAUGCUAAUUGGCCUAUUUCUUACAAAUCGUCUUUCUCCUGUUUUCAAGCACGACUUCAUUCCGUAAAGAUAGAUGAAGAAACGCAAACUCCAGAACCAUCAGAGAAAAGGGAAGUUUCACUGAACCUGAGACAACAUCCAGUUGCAUCUACUUUCGGGAUAUUCGAUGAGUGAGUCAUUCCAUACGUACAUGUGGGUAGCUAGAUUUUGUUCUUUAAUGAUGACCCACUAUCUUCAAAUAAGCCAUACCUUCUAAGUACACCCGCCUAACAUCUAAAAGCUUAUUGCUUAUCUUUAAAGGAGCACCCAUUUAUUUAUUUACCAGCUUAAAUAAAGCUUUAAAGGAGCCCCCAUAUCCCCUAAGAAAGUUCGAAUUACCAAUAAACCAAUCAGAUAGCGUAAAACCGAGUCUUGCGAUUCGAGUCAGUUUUUAACAUUCACUUUUGGAAUCUCACAGCUUACGCCACCAACAGUGUAGUUUUCUCUAGAUCGUCAAUCGCUUAUCGAACUAAAACUUCCUUAUUCAACUAACAAAGUAGUAAGUUAGCAUAAAAGUACUAUAGCAGAUGUUUGUCUUUUGAACCAUGUCACUGUGGAGGUCGAGCUGUUUGAAGGGGUAUUAAGGCCGCAGUACCUCCACUUGCGUUUUCAGUUAUUUUAAGACCCUCAAUAUUAGUUCGGCUCUAGGAAAUCGAACCUACGCCUUCUUUGAUCCCGUUCUGCAACCUAACGCUACGUAGCUCUGUUUCCUCUUCUCCACUCUGCGCAUGCUCUAUGGUCUCUUUAAUUUCAUAACGGUGCUCGGGGAUUCCGAUUAGCCACUAUAAAAAAAGCUGACAUACCGGUAAGUGGAUCUUAUUUAUUUGUAGCUCUGUACUAUUUGCUGAUCCAACUGAUGAAGAAGAAAAUCUAGUCUCCGGAAUCGUCACUAUAGUUGUGACAGAUGAUGAUAAAAUUGCAGCUGUUCAUAAGCCAGGUAAUUUUUGGCUUUAAAAUAGAAUAAAAUUAUGAAGAAAAGAACCACUCAUCUUAGUGUAAGAACACAAGAAGGUCAACACGAUAGAACCUAGCAAGUAGCUAUAAAAUCAAAGAUAAACUUGGAGGCUGUUACACCGAGAUAAUUCCAAUACAAGCACAACAAUACAUCUGUUUUCUAAGACGGUAUAUGUUUUGACUUUAUGAAAGUCUAAAAGAAGAGGUUAGUUUCUAUGGAAACUGUGGUGUUGAGUCGAUGGAAGUUAAAAACAAGAAUUUGGUUUUAUCAGUUGAGUUUAUGUAAUAAGCAGCCUCGUACCCAGGCCAGUUCGCGCUAUCCGAGUUACCGGAGGAGGCUUGGAACCGAGUGCGAGUGCGAGUGCGAUUGUCCUCGGCGAACUUUCCCGACAAGCUUGACAGGUGACGUCACAUCCGAAAUCGCAGAGGACGACUGGGAACGAGGCUGUGUAAUAAGGUCAAUUUCCUGACCACCGUAUUAAGGAGAUUCCAAAGUUCAUGGAAGUUAUCAUAGCGAAUUCACUUCUACAAAGGGCUAGUCCUCGAAAAGUUUGCUUUUUAAUCCGCUUACGAUAUGUUCAUUGUGGAGAGGGAUAAUUUUUCUUUAUCUUCUAUACAUCCGGGACUCCGCUUUCCCAGCGCUUGAAGUCCAGAGUCUUGAGACUUGGAAGUGUUAAUGUUGAAGUCUUGUUCGCGAGUGUGGCAGUGAUCUACAGUUGUGCCCUAGUUUAUGUUCUCAGUGGCCCGUUAGAAAUAGCAACCCUGUUCGUAAAUUAAUGCCAUUUUCUUCGCGCAAAACAUGUUAUCCGAUAACCAAGGUUCUCCUGAAUUCUUUUGCUGAAUAACUGAUUUUAAAUAUAUAUAAUAUGUUUAUUUCCUUUAUACCCAUCCUUCUUUUGUUCUCAAUUCACUCCAUUUACCGCAUAAUUCAAUCAGUGUCGUGUCAACCUUUUUUUGUGCGAAGGCGGUGUGAACAGUAUUUGAUAAACUCUACCGGAGGAAGCUGAGGUCGUGAAAUUUUCUUGUUGGUUAGUUACUGCUCUCGUUUUUUCUUCUUAAAGGUGGAUCUCCUUUGACAGAUGACAAGUUACAGGAAUGUUUUAAAAAGUCUGUAAGAAGAGGUAAAGAAGUCAGAGAUCUGAUCCAGACAGCUUGUGAUGACAUUGAUAGAUAA
Messenger RNA from Porites lobata, 7106 nucleotides. NCBI's taxonomy places the organism in Eukaryota, Metazoa, Cnidaria, Anthozoa, Scleractinia, Poritidae. The record is from the annotation of a GenBank genome assembly.